AUGGCAUCGGACACUAAGGCCUAUCCUUCACCACUGCUGAAGUCAGGUGCACUUGACGACAAGUUCCAAUUCGAAGAAGCAACUCCUGUGAUUGGUCGCGAGUAUCCGACUGUUAACAUUGUUGAUGAUAUCCUCAACGCUUCGAAUGCGGAUGAGCUCAUUCGUGAUCUUGCUAUCACCAUCUCCGAGCGUGGUGUAGUGUUCUUCCGAGCGCAAAACAAUCUCACGGACGCGCUGCAGAAGCAGCUGGUCCACCGACUCGGCCAACUGACCAACAAACCCUCCGACUCGACUCUACAUAUCCACCCAAUUCUGAACAACACCAGCGAGUUCGGAGUAGCUGAUGCAGAAAUAAGUACGAUAAGCUCUCUUCAACGUAAGAAGACAUUUGGCAACCAACAAAACCAGCGCCAUACCGGCAGCCGCCGCUACGAUGCCGCUCAGUGGCACUCUGACAUCCAGUUCGAGCCGGUUCCCGCCGACUACACAUCACUGCGCCUCACCCAGCUCCCUCAGACUGGAGGUGACACACUAUGGGCCUCUGGAUACGAGAUCUACGAUCGAUUCUCACGGGCGUAUCAAGUCUUCUUCGAGAGCCUGACCGCGACGUUCGUUGGCGAUGGGUUCAUCAAGGCGGCAGCCGCCAACCCGGACAAAAUCAAGAUCUACGAUCAGAAGCGUGGAAGCCCCAAAAAUGUUGGUAACGAGUUGACCGCUGUGCAUCCGGUCGUACGGACGAAUCCUGUGACAGGCUGGAAGAGUAUCUUUGCUCUGGGUCCAUUUCCGAAGUACAUCAACGAGUUGAACGAUAAAGAGAGUGAAGAGCUUCUGAAGAAGUUCAAGGACACGAUUUACGAGAACCAUGAUCUGCAAGUCAGGCUCAAGUGGAAGUCAGAGAAUGAUCUCGCUAUUUGGGACAACCGUAGUGCUUUCCAUACUGCUACUAAUGAUUAUGAGGGCCUCGGUGAACGGUUUGGCAACCGGGCUGUUGGCAUUGGAGAGGAGCCCUACUUGGAUCCCAAGAGCAGGUCGAGGACGGAGGUACUGGAAGAGAGGCAACAGAAUGUUAAGGUUGACGCUAAAGGUGGUAUUGAUACGUCUAACACUGUUUCGGCGUGA
Boeremia exigua is the source of this 1119-nucleotide messenger RNA. RefSeq lists its product as uncharacterized. Bases 1 to 1119 code for a protein of 372 amino acids. The transcript is spliced from 3 exons. NCBI's taxonomy places the organism in Eukaryota, Fungi, Ascomycota, Dothideomycetes, Pleosporales, Didymellaceae. Gene Ontology annotation, cellular component: cytoplasm. Gene Ontology annotation, molecular function: 2-oxoglutarate-dependent dioxygenase activity. The record is from RefSeq and is a predicted model, not a curated record.